Huiozyma naganishii CBS 8797 is the source of this 753-nucleotide messenger RNA. RefSeq names its product putative polyprenol reductase (gene DFG10). Gene Ontology annotation, molecular function: 3-oxo-5-alpha-steroid 4-dehydrogenase activity. The coding region runs from base 1 to 753 and encodes 250 amino acids. NCBI's taxonomy places the organism in Eukaryota, Fungi, Ascomycota, Saccharomycetes, Saccharomycetales, Saccharomycetaceae. Gene Ontology annotation, biological process: dolichol-linked oligosaccharide biosynthetic process; polyprenol catabolic process. The transcript has a single exon. The record is from RefSeq and is a predicted model, not a curated record. Gene Ontology annotation, cellular component: endoplasmic reticulum.
AUGAUAGAUUUGCUUUUCAAAUUUGCUAAGUACUUUCUGCCGAGCACGUGUAUACUGGGACUCGUAUGCAUAGUGGUAGCAAAGUUGCAACUACCAGAUUUUUUGGAAUAUGGGAAAACACUCCGAAAUCAUGAUAAUAAUGAGAACAGCGGUGUGCUUGAACUACUGGCACAUUUCACGCUUCCAAAAUCACUAUUCUCCCACUUUUACGUAAUAUCAUUCGCUUUCUCAUUAUUUGAAGUGAUUGUAUAUCCUAAUCAAGAUUUGGUGUGGAUUUUAAUGGCCCACUCGCUACGGAGGCUCUAUGAGACCCUUUUCGUAUGCAAAUAUAAUGAAAAUUCAAGGAUGAACUGGUCGCAUUACGCAGUAGGUAUAUGGUUCUACUCAUCCUUGCACGUUGUAACAAUCACAAAGCUAUACCAAAAUGACAUAAGUGAAAAAAUAAGCCCAAUAAUAACUGUCAUUUUUUGCUUAGCAUCAGCGGACCAAUACAGAAACCACGUAAUUCUAUCCAACUUGAUAAAAUAUUCCCUGCCAAAGAGAGGGCUGUUUCGAUACACAUGCUGUCCUCAUUAUUUGGAUGAAAUAGUUAUUUAUGCUUCACUAACAGCCAUUAACAUUGACUAUGCCUGGCUUUUGAUUUGGGUAGUGAUAAGCUUAUCCGUGUCAGCAACUGAAACUAGGGAAUACUAUUUACAUAAAUUCAAGGAUGAGCCGGUACCAUCCUCAGCCAUAAUACCAUUUAUUUGGUAA